AUGACCGCCUCUGGGGACCAAGGUGAUAUUGAAAACGGGAUCUCUCUAAAGGGAAUCAGAUCUUUAGAAGUGGACCCAAUGUCCAAGAUACCUAUUACGACAAUCACUACAAACGGCGACGUUCUGAAAAUCAGCAAAGAUAACUCGGACAUUAAGAAGACUAGCAUCGAUGUAGAAGUCCCAAAAGAACAGACAGCCACGGAAAAGAACGAUCGCCCUGGAAUAUGGAAGCGACAAGUGGAGAAGACUGAGACGGCCAUUGGCAACUUCUGUUGUCGCCGAAAGAAAGUCAUUUCCCUUGGGGCAAGGAUUGUUACGCUGCUGUGCUAUUUUACAUAUUUUACUUACUGUGUUUGUUACAGAUACUACGAUGAAGGCUCCUACAUCCUCACAGUCAUCAGUGCACUCAUAAUCACAACAAUCAUCUACGACAGCGUCAUCAGCAAGUACGUGCCGCGAGCCUUGGCAGCUGUGUUGCGCUGUUGGACCACACCAAGUUCCAAGCGGUUCCGAACAGUGCUGCGAUAUGGCUUGUAUUUAGCUUUGUUCUCACUCACCUGUGUCUACCUGGGAGUGGAUAUACUAAGCACACACCCGCAGAAUGCCCAGGCUCUGGGUGGAAUCGCCGCCCUUGUGGUCCUCUGUUUCUUGGGCUCCUACAAACCAAGCAAGAUCAACUGGCACCCUGUGUUCUGGGGUUUCAUCCUACAGUUCCUGUUUGCAGUGCUCACUCUUCGGACUGUCGCAGGGUUCCAAGCAUUCAAGUGGAUCGGGGACAAAGUAUUUGAGUUUGUGAGGCUCUCAGACAAAGGAACGGCCUUCGUGUUUGGGGACACCUUCAAACACAAUACAGCUGGCUUUUUCAUUGAUUCUGCAGGUGUUAUUGUGUUUUUCAACUCGUUCCUGUUUCUGAUGGAUCACUUGGGAGCUCUAGAGUUCGUUGUCCUGAAAAUUGGCAAAGUGUUGGCCUUGUGUUUGGAGACAGGCCCCGUGGAGUCGGUUGUGGCGGCUGCCAAUAUUUUCAUAGGCCUGUCAGAAGCUCCCCUCCUUGUACGACCAUACCUGCCAACGGUAACCAGGUCAGAGCUGCACGCCAUCAUGACCUGUGGUUUUGCAAGUAUUUCCGGGGCAUUCAUGGCGAUGUUCAUUAAAGCUGGGGCCCCCGCCAACCAUCUGCUGACGGCGUCUGUGAUCUCAGCUCCAGCCGGGUUGGCCAUCUCCAAGCUGAUGUACCCAGAGGUGGAGACGGUCAACUAUGACAGCCAAAGUGACGUGAAAAUGAGGGACACCUCAGAGAAACGAAACGCCCUACAGGCAAUCUCUGAAGGAGCCACGUUCUCCAUCAAGCUGGUGGGUUCCAUCAUGGUCAACAUGUUGGCCUUCGUGUCCAUGAUGAACCUGGUUGACCACCUGUUGGUGUGGAUUGGAGCCCGGGCUGGAGUGGACAACAUGAGCUUUGAUUUGAUCUGUUCCUACAUUCUCUACCCGUUGUCCUACAUCAUGGGAGUUCCCGUCGGUGACUGUGGAAAAGUGGGAUCAUUAAUUGGGAUCAAGAUGAUAGCCACGCCCUUUGUAGCCUACAGGGAUCUGGGGAAAAUCAUUCAAAACCGUCUAGAUUUUGAGCAAUACACGUCAGUCGCUAACAACACCUGGCACUGGUCGGGGAAAGAUGUUAUUCUGGACAGCACCAACCAAACUCUCUACAACGGCUUUCUCAGUGAAAGAGCAGAAGUCAUAACCACGUACGCCCUGUGUGGGAUCUCUGCGUUUCCCGCCAUUGGCUUCUCUAUGGGCACCCUUAUACCCAUGUCGCCCACACGCAAGAAGGAUGUGAUGAGUGUCCUCAUUCGGGCCUUCAUUGCUGGGAAUCUGGCCAACUUUGCCACAGCCGCUGUAGCAGGUGUUCUCUUCACUCCUAUACAUACGUAA
Candidula unifasciata is the source of this 1929-nucleotide messenger RNA. The record is from the annotation of a GenBank genome assembly. NCBI's taxonomy places the organism in Eukaryota, Metazoa, Mollusca, Gastropoda, Stylommatophora, Geomitridae.